Molecule: messenger RNA, 819 nt
Organism: Phaedon cochleariae (mustard beetle)
Lineage: Eukaryota; Metazoa; Arthropoda; Insecta; Coleoptera; Chrysomelidae
Source: the annotation of a GenBank genome assembly
AUGGCUGAACAGUAUAAAUCUUUGCAUCCAAUUAAAUACUAUAGGGAUUACUUUUCUCACCAAAUUCGCCCUGAUGGAAGAGAAUUUAACAAAUUCAGACCAAUUGUACUCAAUGUUGCUUCAAUUGACACUGCUGAUGGGUCUGCAAUAGCAAAAGUUGGCAAAACCACUGUAGUAUGUGGAAUCAAAGCAGAGCUAUGUAAACCAAAGGCAGAUUGUCCAAAUGAAGGCUUCAUAGUACCCAAUCUGGAAUUACCUCCUCUUUGUUCCCCAAAAUUUCGACCUGGACCUCCCAGUGAUCAAGCACAAGUCUUAACUCAACUCAUAGCUGAUAUUAUUGAAAACUCAAAAUGCAUUGAUUUGUCAGAUCUUUGUAUUUUUCCUGAUAAACUGGCAUGGUGUCUUUUUGUUGAUUUCAUCUGCUUGGAUUUUGAUGGGGCUGUAGUUGAUGCUUCAAUUGUUGCCCUAAUGGGAGCCCUAAGGACUGCUACUCUGCCUUUUGUGGCAUAUGAUCCUGCUUUAGACAAUAUUCAAGUAAACUUAGAUGAAAAGAAAAAGCUCAAUAUCCAUAAUACACCUGUAUCAACAACAUUUGCAGUAUUUGAUGACAAAAUUAUAUUGGCUGAUCCAACUGUUGAAGAAGAAAAUUUAUGCACAGGUAUCCUUACUAUAGUUGUGAAAGAUUCUGAACUUUGUUGUAUCCAUAAACCUGGUGGUAGUGCCCUUAGUGAAGAAGAAUUAUUGAAAUGUAUAGAUGAUUCCAAAGAAAGAAUGAUUCUAGUUAAAAACCUCAUUGAACAAACCAUAAAAGAUGUUUAA